Messenger RNA from Fulmarus glacialis (Northern fulmar), 895 nucleotides. RefSeq names its product fucosyltransferase 7 (alpha (1,3) fucosyltransferase) (gene FUT7). The transcript has a single exon. Gene Ontology annotation, cellular component: membrane. The record is from RefSeq and is a predicted model, not a curated record. Gene Ontology annotation, molecular function: alpha-(1->3)-fucosyltransferase activity. NCBI's taxonomy places the organism in Eukaryota, Metazoa, Chordata, Aves, Procellariiformes, Procellariidae. The annotation marks the transcript as partial.
AUGCCCCGGGCAUCACCGCUGCCACGGCUGCCAUGGGGUUGGCCCGGCAUGAAGGCGGUGGUCACCACUGGGAUGUUUGUAACCACCCUCUGGAACCUGAGGUGCUUCCUCAACCCUUCCGAGGUCUCUGGAGAAGCCCCCAAGCACACUGAGCCGCUGGUGGUCCUGGUGUGGGAAUGGCCUUCGAAGCAGGUCCCCAACAUCAGUGGGAACGCUUGCCAUGAGCUGUAUGGCAUCGCAGGCUGCUGGCUCACCACAGAGAGGCAGCUCCUGGCCCGGGCAGAUGUCGUGGUGUUCCCCCACGCCAGGCUCCAGCCAGGCAGGGACAGGCUGCCCAAGAAGAGGCCGCCAGGGCAGAACUGGGUGUGGGUCUCCCUGGAGUCCCCCUCCAACACUAAAGCUCUAGCGGGAUGGAACCAGACCUUCAACUGGGUGAUGACCUACAGACGGGACUCAGACAUCUUCAUCCCCUAUGGCAAGCUUGUACCCAACCGGUCGGCCACCAUGAACAUCCCUGCGAAGACCAACUUGGUGUCCUGGGUUAUCAGCAACUACCACAGGACUCAGAAAAGAGCUGAAGUCUACAAAAACCUCUCCAGGUACCUCCACGUGAACAUAUAUGGGAAAGCAAACAAAAAGCCACUUUGCAAGAACUGCCUCUUGCCAACAACAUCCAAGUCCAAGUUCUACCUGGCCUUCGAGAACUCCAUCCACCAGGACUACAUCACUGAGAAGCUCUGGAGGAACUCACUGAUGGCCGGCACUGUGCCAGUGGUGCUGGGGCCUCCCCGGGCCAACUAUGAGCAGUUCAUUCCUGCAGACUCCUUCAUUCACGUCGAUGACUUUGGUUCCCUGGCGGAGCUGGCCACCUUCCUGAAGACCAUGAACUCCAGCC